AAACGAGGACAAAUAACACUACGUUGUAGAUGACAUGCCACUAUUUCCUUUGCCCAAACAGUAAUAAUUCAUUUAUGCCGUGAUUACGCAAAGUUGAAAGCUGGUAAAUAGUCGCUUUCCACAAAUAGUCUUCAUAAUUAACGAUAAAAGAGUCAGCCAUUCCAUUGUGGUUGUGAAAUGACUGAGAUACUUGUUUGUAAUUGAGAGUAUUAUCGCACUGAAUCCUCUGCAGUUGGGUAGAUGACCUAUGACGCCAUUCGUCUUAGUUUUCUGUCAUUGAGUUGGCUUAAUAUAUCGAGAAAGACAACAACUGCUUAAAGUGCAGUUGAUUAAAGAUCAAAAUGUGGAGGAUUUUACCAGCAGAUUUUCCUAAAAACGGUCCUAUUAAACCAUCCCAGCUCAAAAGACCUAAACGUUAUAAAGUUGCAAAAGAGGAAUUUGAAGCCAAGUUUAGUGAGGAAGAAUUGAGAUCUAGACUGACUCCUGAGCAGUAUCAUGUGACCCAAGAAAGAGGAACAGAAAGGGCUUUCACUGGCGCUUACUACGACAAGAAGGAUCCUGGUGUUUAUAAGUGCAUAGUUUGCAAUAAGGAACUUUUUGAUUCAAAAACUAAAUUUGACUCACGAUGUGGCUGGCCCUCAUUUUAUGAUGUCAUUGAUGACGCUAAAGUCAAAAAAAUUGUAGAUACGUCGCAUGGAAUGCAACGCAUUGAAGUUGUCUGUGCACAUUGUGGAGCUCAUCUUGGUCAUGUCUUUGAUGAUGGUCCUAGACCAACUGGACAACGAUAUUGCAUCAACUCGGCUUCAAUUGAUUUUCAAAGUAUAGGUGAAAAGAAAAAUGAGAAGAAAAGUGAAUUGUAGAAAUAUUUUACCAUUCAUAUUGUUUGAAUUACUGAAAUAUAACCCAUGCUUUAUUGUUUACCAUUAUAUGCAAGAAUAAUAUUGUCAUUUAAGAAUUUAGAAAAUUCUUUCAUUCAUAAUAUAAUUAUUGUCUCAUUCCAUGUCUAUAUAGAAACUGUAAUUUAUCUAUGUUUUAUCAAAUAAAAUUGUUAGAGUUUAA
This is a messenger RNA of Exaiptasia diaphana, 1059 nucleotides long. Its product is annotated as peptide methionine sulfoxide reductase MsrB. Gene Ontology annotation, biological process: protein repair; response to oxidative stress. Lineage: Eukaryota; Metazoa; Cnidaria; Anthozoa; Actiniaria; Aiptasiidae. The record is from RefSeq and is a predicted model, not a curated record. Gene Ontology annotation, cellular component: cytoplasm. Gene Ontology annotation, molecular function: peptide-methionine (R)-S-oxide reductase activity. The coding region runs from base 342 to 860 and encodes 172 amino acids. The transcript has 5 exons.